Messenger RNA from Branchiostoma floridae (Florida lancelet), 5805 nucleotides. RefSeq names its product trypsin-2-like. Lineage: Eukaryota; Metazoa; Chordata; Leptocardii; Amphioxiformes; Branchiostomatidae. The record is from RefSeq and is a predicted model, not a curated record. Gene Ontology annotation, molecular function: serine-type endopeptidase activity. Bases 4592 to 5590 code for a protein of 332 amino acids. Gene Ontology annotation, biological process: proteolysis. The transcript is spliced from 7 exons.
GUGGGUGGUUGGGUGGUGUGGACCAUGGUGUUGUGGAGUGUUUGCGUGCUGUUUAACACUUGUCUGCAUGUGAUGGCUUUUGUGGCAGGUGGCGCUACUGACCGUGGGUGUCCACCCUCGCGGCAGGCGCUGCCUCGCUUCUGUGCCCAAUGCUGCUCGUGUUGGACAGAACCGGGGACCGGAGGACUGACAGCAGGUGAAGUAGAAUAAGUGGGGUGACGGGAACAACAUUUCUUAAUGAAGAAUCUGAACAAAUCUGCAAUCAGAAAAAAAGGAAUCACAAUGAAGAGUAAAAUUUGAAUUAAAAGAAGUCCCAGAAAAUUAACCCAUUGCAGUAAAUGGUGGAAAGAUGAUGAAAAUGAACAAACAAAAUUUGUCAUUGCUACUAUUUUUGGUGAACUUACAAGUAACAACUGUCCCUGAGCACCGGUUUCUGAAUACCAAUUGCAAAAAUCCAUUGAAGGAAGAAAAUCAUAGGUGUGCCUCUGCAUUCAGCGUUUUUGUUUUGUGUGCUGAUUUCUUUCUUGACAGCUGUGGGAUAGGGACAUUUUGGGACUAACCAGUGUCAUUGUCCACAUUCUUAUGUACUCUUGCUCAUGUGUUCUUUCCAAAGCUGUGUUCUGUCUUUCCUUCUUGGUUCAUGCAAAAAGUAAGCUGAAUUAUGUAUUUGUUUGAAAUGAAGUAGUUACAAAAUCUGUUUGCUGGGAAGGGUAAAAAAUAUGUUGCCUCGUUGGUCUUUCAAUCAAACCAUAGUGCAUAAGUACAUCCCAUUCAUCUAUAUACUAUUUACCCUACCCUUGAAGAUGGAUCGAAAGAAGUCCCCUGGUGUGUGAAAAGGUUUUUAAAUUCUGCUUUUUUAAAUUGAAAUGCACAAACCGUAGUCAACCAAUACUAGCAAACAAGGCCUCGACCAGAAGUGACCAGGAAGAAUAAAAUUUUUAGUAUAUCCAGCCAACAUGCACAUGUACAUUCUGGAGAAUUCUGUUCUGCUGAGUUUAAGCAAGUUACCCAUGACAAACAUCUAGCAGGAAAGCACGAGUCAAACAAUUAAAGCCACUGGAGUUAAGUGUGAGUCCAAUUAUGACUACUUGCCUUUCUGAUAAUAUGAGACAAAAUGUUUAUCAGAAAGACCUGACUAUGCCCCUUUUCACAUUACAAAGAUUCCCCUCCACAAACCCCCUACACACAGUACUGUAGCUUUUUGAAUUGGCUGGUAUCUUGAAACUAUUGAGUGCAUCAUGAUCUUUUAGCACCCUGAAACAAAGUUCAUUUUCCAAACAGGCUGUGUAGUAACUACACAGAUUUUAAACCUUUAUAAAUACAAAGUAAAAUGUGAACUGCCAAAUGAUGACAUUAGUCAAUUGACAUUGUCCAUUUAUAUUUGGACAACUUUUUGUAGAACAUGUUUCUUGGCCAAAGCUUGGAGAAUAUGGAUUGAUUUAAUCACAUAAUUACUGGUAUACAGUUCAUCCUAAAUGAGAACAGAGUAACAGACAAAUUAGCUUGGCUUGAAAAUGAAACCAUGUGCCCAUACCUUAACAUAGCAUUUGAUAUUAUGGAAAAAUUGAUUUGAUGUGUGUGGAUAAGUUAACUUAGUGAUUAUCAAAUCUCUCCAAGAAUUAAACGGGAAAUGGGGUUGUCUCAAACCUCGCAGUACUCCACCUUUCUCAAAAGCAGUGGAUAACUUCAAGAAUUUUCACUUAAAAAGGGGGGGGGGGCUAUUUGAUAUGACUACUACACGCUAACUGCCACUGGGUAGGGAUUGCAAUUAGUUUUCAAAUUUGCCAACAACACUCGGUAUUUAAACAUUAAAGUGAAAUACUGUUGGAUCUGCCACUACAUAAGUUUCAUAAGGAAGCUCUCUACUCAGUGAAAGGUACUUCACCUUGAGUGAGUCAGUUUAAGUGAAAAAUUCAGCACAGACAAGAGUGCCAAUUUGUGCUGGCAUCAUAAAGGACAAUAAAUUGAUGGGUCAAAUAAAGAAAUGCUUUUCUAUUAUAAAAAUAGUAAAAAUUUCAUAGAACUCCUAAGCACAGAAUUAUAUUCUCAAAGCAGAGGUUGGUUUGCAGGGAUAGAUAGUAGCCAGGAUUUUUGCGGGCUCUACCCUAGUGACCCAACCUCUGCUUGGAGAAUACAGAAUAAAAGUAAUGCUGUAUGCACCCCAAUUUAGAUAUGCACCCCUAAUUUGAGGCAAGUCAUAGACAAAUCUGUAUGGCUGAAACAUAAGAACUCACUUUAAGUACAUCACCCUUUUCCACCAAUCCCUUGCACAUUUUAAACCAAAAUUUAUGUUUUUUUCUACUACUUUCCCGAAGAAAUUUUGCAUAAAUUUAGGAUAUUGGUAAUACAAGGUCAAAAAGCGAUUGCUAGUGCCGUUGCCUGGUUCAGAUUUUGACAACACAAAAUUGUCAGUGUCAUUCUUAAUAAAAACAGGUCACUUCAAGUGGAGUAUUGAUAUGAUUUGAGUCAAUUCAAAGAUGCCCUGGGAAUCAAACAAGAAUCCAAGUCUGGACUAGGGCGUUUGUAACAAUUUUCUGCAGAAAUAAAUGAGUGCAUGAUGGAGAUUAAAUUUGAAAUUCAGUACAGGUGAUCUUAAUAAAGUGCUGAAUUUCACGUCAGUUUCAAAGUACAUGUUUGUCUGGGGCAUUCAAUUACUAAGUAUCUUAGAGGCAUAUGGAAUGUGACAUAUUCGACAUUCAGUAAUGAAAAUAAGCUUAACCUAAUUAUUACAAUUAGCUCUGACAUGGGGCCUAAGUGGAUGUUUUUGCUGCAUUAUGAUUGGCCCCAUUGCAAUGUAUAGUCUAAACAAACACUUAAAAGACCUCAAGUGACAAGACGUCUAUCUCUGAAAUCAAACCCACUGCAUUUCAAUGCUGUUCCAGCACCACGCAUACGACAAACUGAAUCCAGACCAUGAAGCAGACAUUGAAAACAGGUCUUUAAGUCUUUUCCUAAGGUUAGAAUGUUGAAUUUUCCUGCUAUAAAAGAAUCAAGUCUUUUGACAAAUUUUUGAGAAAAUCCAAGCGGGUCACUCUAAUGAUGCGUUAAUGAUACCCCACAUUUAUAUGGUGAAAACGAAGAAGGCUUUUGUUUUUAUAGAUUUGCUGAAAUUGGGAAGUAUGGGGAUGGGGCAAUCUUUACAGCACAUUUUCCCAGAGAAAGGAACCUUUGGGGAUACAAAUGGGUUCCUAACAAUGGGGGAGCCUUUUGUUCAGUAGUGCACACAAUGGAAAGCAGUGCUAAAAUCGGUAUUCUGCAAUGGUUUUAUAUAGAUGACCAAGGAUACAUCUUUUCAUUCUGAAAAUUGGUAACUGUCAAUUUUCCACAAUUAUCUCUGUUACAAGUUUGGCUUUUUUGUCACGUUCAAUCUUAGAUUUCUAGAGUAUCUCCAGGGCAAUUUUAUUCAUCGAACGUAUGGUGGCUUUGUUGUAGUUAAGGACAUGAAGCAAUUUUUGUAGGUCCAAAUUCUGCAUUGGGAAUGCAUGAUUAAGAACACUGCAUGCUGUGCAUACUUUAUUAGAUAAUUAUGUACAGCAGUUAAUUGUAUUUGUCAACAUCUGAAUUUGUUAUAAAGAGGAAUAAAUGACAGUGUUAAGCCCAAAUUCUAAGCCAUCGAAAAAUUCUUCUCUGUGGUUCAAGGUAUUGAAUUUUUGCUCUAAUUAUGGGGACAUUUUUGUAACACAUUAGCAUUGCAUGCAAAUUUUGUUAAUUGGUAUAUAGCUUUUUUUGUAGCAAGUGAAUCCCAAGUAAAUACAUUUUUUACAUAAUAUUUUUAUUGACCACUAAGUGUGGCCAGUUUGGGACUAAUUUGUAUAUUUUUGCAUAAUAUAUACAAAUUGGCAAAAUUCAUGUGGCCUGAAGUUUAUAUAGGAGGAACUAAAUGUUUCAAUGGCAGGGCACCAAAAUCAGAGAAUGCCCAAAUAUCAUGUGACAUUUCAAAUAUGUUCUUAAACGUUGGACAACUAGUAGUUGAAUUCAACAUAUUGCAUAACACAAUUUCACUGUUUCAUGCUUCAGAACAAUAUCAAGACUGGAUGAAAUUGUAAACUUUUAUCCCACCAAGUUUAGGGCCAAGUCACCAAAACCCUAUGGAGACUGCCAAGCGCUACAAAAAGAUCUUGUGUAAUUACUCCGAGACAAACAAAGUAAAGAGGACUCCGUGAAUCACAGAACCUUGUCCAGUUUUUCCCUUGAGUUUAUGAUGUUAAAUACAUUUCCCCAAAGCUGUCCUGAUACCAAGUAAAAGAGUUCAGCAAACUGAAUUCUGAAGGAAAAAAAAUCUAUCUGGAGCUGAAGACUAUUCAUAAGACUCAAUUAUGCUCGAAGCUAAAUCACAGGAUCAAAGUGGUACUGCCAAAUCACUGAGCAAUGACAACAAUGAUUGAUCUAAAGAAUUUUACUUUCUUGCCCAAAUGACCUAUUGACAAUACUGCAAUGUAAUCUCUCUGUUACCAUGGCAAUAAAAGGAUAAGCAGAAAAGACACUCUUAAAUCAUUUCAUAAUACUGCUCAUGCUGCUACAUUUUGCUUGAAAUCACUGGCCUUCAAAGAAGCAGAGCGGCGAGUUCAAAGUUUCAUCUUUGGCUGCUUGAAUGAAAAGCUCAAGUGUAACACCCUAUUGUUUACCUCAACACCCGGAAUCUCAAAGGAAAGCAGUGAGCAGGAAAUUUGGCUGCCCCAAAUUCCAGACUUUUCGAAGGGCGGAAAUUUCUUGUCCCCCACUGCAGGAGAAGAGGCAAGGAGCAUACCUGUGCCGUGCUGCGAAGGAGCCUGAGUUUCCAGACUAUGGCAGUGGAGCCUGUACUGGAUCCACCAUUUCCGACGGAAACCCGUUGUCGGGUUACCAGAACGACCCGGCUUUUCCCGAGGAGGUUCAGCGGAUCAUCGGCGGCAGCGCUGCGUCCCUCGGCAACUUCCCCUGGCAGGCUCGGCUGGACGGUCCCCUGCUGUGUGGAGGGACUCUGGUCCAUCCGUCCUACGUGGUGACGGCUGCUCACUGCUUCUUCUAUAAUGGGCAGGACUAUACGAACCCAGGUCACUGGACGAUCAGGCUUGGUGAGAUCUACCCGAACUCUCAAGAGAACACGGAACAGGCCAUCAACGCGGCCAGCGUCACCGUUCACUCCGGCUACAACCAGUGGGCCACCCCUGACUACGACAUAGCUGUCAUCCGUCUCCGCCAUGCCGCUUCUAUCAACAACUACGUCAGCCCCCUCAGUCUGCCCACGUACGACGCUCCGGACGGCACCAAUUGUGUGGUCAGUGGGUUCGGAGACACCACUGGAAACGGAAACCUCGCAAGCCGGCUGAUGUACGUGUACGUGCCCGUUAUGAACAGGAACACCUGUAACUACUACAUGAACGGGGCCAUCACCAGCCGUAUGUUCUGUGCUGGUUACGACAGCGGUGGCAGGGAUAGCUGUCAGGGUGACAGCGGAGGCCCGUUGGCUUGCCAGUUGGGCGGGACCUGGACCCUGUCGGGCGUGGUGAGCUGGGGCAACGGCUGCGCUCUGGCCGGCAACCCAGGCAUCUACACCCGGGUCACCCAGUUCAGAAGCUGGCUGUCACAGAAUACGGGCUAUGCUAUAUAAUCGAACGGUAGCAACGCUUCUCAACCAACUGACUACGCAGUUCUUUGGUAUUAUCAAGGUUCUGUGGUAGUCAAACAGGCUUGAGGAGAUUAUGGUAUGGAAAGAGGCACGUUGAAAGAAAAAAUACAUGACUUGAAUUGUAUGAAAUGUUGAUCAACACACAUUGGUUGCUGCAAAGUAUUGUGAAAAACAAUUCACAAUAAAAAGGUGUCGAA